AUUCCUCAAACGAAGGAUCCGGCAUUCAAUCGUCACAUGCGGAAAAGGCAGCUCAGAAUAUACCAAAAGAGGAAUUCGAACGAAAAGUCAAAGAGAUUAUUAGGCUUGCUUUAACUUCGGAACUUCGUAAAGUUCCUUUGAAGCGCGACGAAAUUAUAAGAAAAGUGCUAAAGGAGCAUUCGAGGUCUUUUCCGGUAAUACUAUCAAAAGCACAGGAAAGAUUGCGUGACAUAUUUGGAAUGGAUUUAGUGGAAUUGCCUGUGAAAGAUAAAAGAGUUAAUAUUGGUUCAAAUGCACCACGAAGAAACGCUCAAGUCAAAGAAAAGUCAUCUUCAAAUUCGUACAUAUUGAAAAACAUACUUCCCAAAAAACUUCUCGAAACAGAUUUAAUUAAUUGGGACAAAAAUAAAGACUUGGAAGUGAUGGGUCUACUUACAGUCGUUCUCAGUCUGAUCCUUGUGAAUGGAAGGGUUUUGUCUGACGGCAGGUAUUACUUUCAUCAACUCAAUAAUUAUACUCGUCGUCUCCACCUUCAUAACGACGAGAGAUUUGAUUUAGAAAAACUCAUAGCGAAUUUCGUUAAGCAAGGAUAUCUAGUCAAGCAGAAGGUGAGCGUUGUUGAGAAUCCUUCACAAACAUCCGAUAAAGAUCCAGUUGAAUACCGUUGGGGUCCGAGGGCAAAAAUUGAAAUGCCAGAAUCAAAUCUCUGUGAUUUUAUUAAAGCGGUUUAUGGAAACGAUGCACCACCUGACCUUGAGAAACGUAUCGAAAGAGCAUCUGGGAUCGAGUAG
Molecule: messenger RNA, 791 nt
Organism: Acaulospora morrowiae
Lineage: Eukaryota; Fungi; Glomeromycota; Glomeromycetes; Diversisporales; Acaulosporaceae
Source: the annotation of a GenBank genome assembly